AUGGUGGCAACGCAGCAGUCCAUCGAAAUUCUGGGUACCCCAAUAACCACCUAUUCAACCUCCUCGGCAAUCAACCGCUUUGGAACUCUCGCAUACCAUGACCUGACUGUGUAUGGCCAGGACAUGGGGGUAGCGAACAUCUUCCUUGCUCUCUCAUCUGCCGAUCUCCAUUGGGAUGACUUUAUGCGCCAUCUCCCAAAUUAUCACGCUGGGUUCUCAGAAGUUGUGGUCAUCUGUCAACGCAUCCCAUGGGAUGUGCAUUUCCAAACAUCGAUCCUGCGCGCAAUGUAUCUUCAGGAUAUCAAGACCAUCAUAGUCCACACAGACUACUGUGGUUUGUUGUCUGGGACAUGA
This is a messenger RNA of Penicillium hordei, 354 nucleotides long. RefSeq lists its product as uncharacterized. The transcript is spliced from 2 exons. Lineage: Eukaryota; Fungi; Ascomycota; Eurotiomycetes; Eurotiales; Aspergillaceae. The record is from RefSeq and is a predicted model, not a curated record. The coding region runs from base 1 to 354 and encodes 117 amino acids.